Miscanthus lutarioriparius is the source of this 1524-nucleotide messenger RNA. NCBI's taxonomy places the organism in Eukaryota, Viridiplantae, Streptophyta, Magnoliopsida, Poales, Poaceae. The record is from the annotation of a GenBank genome assembly.
AUGGUGACCUCGCCGCCGGUGACGGUGAGAGCGGUUGUCUGCGCUCUCACCCUGACCCCGUCAUCACGGCUCAGCCGCGUCUCCUUUCACGGCUGCCUCGCACAGCGCCGCCGCCGCCGUUGGCCUCCUCGAUGUAGCGGGAAGCAAACUGCCGUGGUUGAGGAGGAAGCAGCUUCUUCGCGGGAGGCCAAGAACGGGAAAGGGGACGAGGGGAGCGGGGCGCUGGGCUGGUUUGCACUGGAUACGAUUGGGCUGGACAUUCUCAGCAUCGCUCUGCCCGCCGCCCUCGCGCUCGCCGCCGACCCCAUCGCGGCGCUCGUCGACACUGCCUUCGUCGGUCACAUAGGUUCGGCCGAACUUGCUGCUGUUGGUGUAUCGAUUUCAGUAUUCAAUUUGGUGUCCAAGCUGUUUAAUGUGCCCUUGCUUAACGUGACCACAUCCUUCGUUGCUGAGCAGCAGGCAAUGAAGGAUGAUGGUUUCAGUGGGACAAGAGAAGGAUAUGACUUUCCAAGCUCUCCUGAGGAGUUGACCCCGAAAAGGAAGUUUAUUCCAGCAGUAUCAACAUCAGUGGCUUUAGCAACGGGUAUUGGGUUGAUGGAAACUGUGGCACUGAUUUUUGGAUCGGGGACACUAAUGGAUAUGAUCGGCAUUCCUAUUGAUUCACCAAUGCGAAUACCGGCUGUGCAAUUUCUGACAUUUAGGGCAUAUGGUGCUCCACCGAUUGUGGUAGCACUUGCUGCAAGGGUGCAUUUCGUGGGCUCAUGGAUACGAAAACACCUUUAUAUGCUGUGGGUUACUAGAUCAGAGCAGAAUCCCAUGAUAGCCACUUUAACUGAAAACUAUUCUGUAGGUGGACUUCUGAUUGGCAGGACUAUUGCAGUACUCCUGACCAUGACACUGUCGACAUCGCUGGCUGCAAGGGAAGGGCCUGCUCCAAUGGCUGGCCAUCAGUUGUGCUUGCAAGUGUGGCUGACAAUUUCUCUUCUCAAUGAUGCGUUAGCUCUUGCUGGGCAGGCUCUACUUGCAAGUGAAUAUACGAAAAGGAAUUACAAGCAGGCCCGUUUGGUUUUAUACAGAGUUCUGCAGAUUGGAGGUGUAACUGGAAUUACACUGGCUGUGGCUCUGUUCUUUGGGUUUGGAUCUUUCUCUGUGCUGUUCACAAAUGAUCCGGCAGUUUUAGACGUUGCCAAAUCUGGAGUCUGGUUUGUCACUAUUUCUCAGCCGAUAAAUGCUAUCGUGUUCGUGAUCGAUGGGUUGUACUAUGGUGUGUCUGACUUUGCCUAUGCUGCAUACUCUAUGUUUUUUGUUGGUGCUCUUUCAUCGGCAUUCCUACUUGCUGCUGCUCCUAAGCUUGGUCUUGGCGGUGUUUGGUCUGGUCUAGUUCUUUUUAUGAGCUUGAGAGCAGCGGCUGGAUUUUGGAGGUUAGGGAGCAAAGGUGGACCAUGGAAGCACAUCUGGUCAGAUACUAAACUGAUAAAUGAGAAGAAUAAGAUUCGAUGGGAAGAUGGAAACAAAGAUUACUGA